AUGAAUUACCCCUUCAACAUGGCGCCGUCUUCCCGCGUUACCUGCCCAGUUUUCGAUGCCACCGGCACAAUGUCCCAUUUUCCCCGCAGAAUCGGAGUCCGAAUGGGACUACGAGUGAUUUUGGUUUUCGUGAGCGCGUUCCUGCUUUUAGACUCUCUACCCUUUUCCGGGUGCGUCCGAGCUGUGGCUGACGAACCAACGGACCCAGCCUGUGUGAUUGCCGGGGCUGUGACCAAGUGCACUUGCACAAGCAAGGAGGUGACUAACAAGGAUCUCACAGCAACCCUGUCUCAAGAGAAAAACGUCCUUGAAAUUGGCUGCAAGCAAAGUGACCUUACAUGUGCACCUGAAAAUUUAGAUGACAGUGCGGUCUGUCCAUCGAGCACUACAAACCUGAGGGACUGCAAAACCCCACCAGGAACUGACACUCCAUUCAACAUCAACACCCUUCUCAGUGGCUCCUCACCAAACGUAUCCUGGCAGCCCUGUACUGACUGUGAUAGCGACAGCGGGUGCACCACUAAGAAGCUGACAAUCCCUCCCGAGAAUUUCCCCAUCGUCGACCAAAAGUUCAUGGUCGGUUGCGUACAACCAAACACAAAAGAUACAAUGAAGGUAACAGUGACGCUGGAAGCGAGAGCAAGUGCGACGGAAGAUCACAUCGUCAAAUGUGCGUACGGAAAGAAUAGCAAUACAGCACACCAAACCGUCACGCUGAGUCGGGAGAAGAACAGCUUCACUCUGGUGUGUGGCGACCAGGGAGACGUACUCCCGACAAACUACCAAGAGAAGUACUGUGUGAGUGAAUCCGGGAACGAAGCCUCCGACUCCUGCACUGGAUCGUAUCAAGGUAUUUUCCCGAAUUACGAAACGACCUGGUGGACGAAAACCACAGACAGAAACGAAUACAAGUUCACGGUUCCAGAUGGGCAAUUCCCGGCAGAGGAACAGAAGAUCACUGUUGGCUGUCAAAAGAAGGCAACCUGUGAGAACGGAAAGCAGAGCACGAAGACCGAUGAAAAGGAUUCGAGUGUAUGCAGCGUUGACGUCACGGUUGUGGCAUCUGCAGCAUCAUCUGGGGCGUUGACAUGUGGUAUGGCCGUCCUGUUGCUGUCGUUGGCAGGGUUUUUCUCCACAACUCUACUGUAG
Molecule: messenger RNA, 1149 nt
Organism: Neospora caninum
Lineage: Eukaryota; Apicomplexa; Conoidasida; Eucoccidiorida; Sarcocystidae
Product: SRS domain-containing protein
Exons: 1
Coding region: 1-1149 (382 amino acids)
Cellular component (GO): membrane
Source: RefSeq, a predicted model, not a curated record